Molecule: messenger RNA, 198 nt
Organism: Penicillium hordei
Lineage: Eukaryota; Fungi; Ascomycota; Eurotiomycetes; Eurotiales; Aspergillaceae
Exons: 2
Coding region: 1-198 (65 amino acids)
Source: RefSeq, a predicted model, not a curated record
AUGCAUUUUUACUCUAUCUUCGUGGCCACCGUUGCCUUGAUCAUUUCUACUGCCUCUGCCGGCGAGGAAAAUUGGCAAAAAGCCGAUGUUGACUGCCUUAACGUCUGCCACCCUAAGUCGAACAACUACACAUGUCCUCCUGAUACCGAAAAGACCCAGCUUUCUAACGGCUGCUGGACGUGCUGCGACAGUGCUUAA